Messenger RNA from Epinephelus lanceolatus (giant grouper), 4049 nucleotides. RefSeq names its product dematin-like. Gene Ontology annotation, molecular function: actin filament binding. NCBI's taxonomy places the organism in Eukaryota, Metazoa, Chordata, Actinopteri, Perciformes, Serranidae. The record is from RefSeq and is a predicted model, not a curated record. Gene Ontology annotation, biological process: lamellipodium assembly; actin filament bundle assembly; cytoskeleton organization. Gene Ontology annotation, cellular component: plasma membrane; actin cytoskeleton.
CACGGACACGCGCGCCCUCUCACGCGCGCUCUCGGACUAUAUUUGGGGGCGCUCGCGCAGAGAAACAGUUGAUGACGGAGCUGCUGGAUGUUUCUGAACCAACACCGGUGACAACUAACAGGUAUUGAUCGGGCUGCAGAGCCCUGAAGACAAACACAUACAGACAUGAUCCCCUAUUCUCCCUGAGGAUCUGACCAAUCAGCAGUCAGGAUGAUGCCCAAGCAGCUGGCUCAGACGUCUCCAGGGAGCGUGUUGUCGCUGAGAGGGUCGAGCGUCCCGGGAUCCCCCGCCGCCGCCAUCGUGGCCAGGGUGGAGGACGGGGUCAUCGGCUAUAAGGACUUGGCAGCGUUACCCAGAGACAAAGCCAUCCUGGACAUAGAGAGACCAGAUCUGAUGAUCUACCAGCCACACUACAGCUACAGCCCAUUGGAGAGGUCCUUGUCUCCUCGCUCCAUCUCUCCUCCUGCCUCCCCAGAGAAGGAGUCCAGGGAGUGGCUGGAGAACCGUUCUCCCGGAGGCUCCUCCCCUUGUUCCACCAUCCAGACCAGCAGAACACACAGCACACACACACCGCCCACACCAAACACACCAAACACACCACACACACACAUCUCCAGCACCAAGAGCACCAUGCAGCACUUCCACAGGCCGGAAAAUGGCACCAACAUCUAUAAGAAGCCUCCCAUCUACAAACAAGAAGCGUGUGUGUCCUCUCAGCUCCCUCAGGGGAAACACAUCGUGGAUUUGAUCAUUGAGUCCUCAAAGUUUCCAGCAGCUCAGCCUCCGGACCCGAACCAGCCCUCCAAGAUCGAGACCGAGCACUGGCCCUGCCCCCCCUCACUGGCUGUGAUUGAGAAGGAGUGGAGGAAGAAGGAUGAGAGGGAUGAAGAUGAGGAGGAGGAUGGAGAGCUGGAUGACGAGCUGUGGGGCCUCAGAGCUCUUCAGAAACAGGAACUCAACAAGAUUCAGUCUAAUCUGGGAAAAAUCAUCCUGAAGGAGGAGCUGGAGAAAUCUGCUCCUCUGAGGAGGAAAACUCGAUCGCUGCCCGACCGCAGCCAACACACAGGGUCCAACGCAACCAAGUCGGUGUAUUUCCCAGCAUCCUCUAAGAGCGGCCUGUCCAGGCUGCAGUCGGCAGAGUUCAGCUCCUCGGAGAAAACUCCUGCAGAUCUUCAGAACGGAGACUCCAGGAUGGACCGAGGGAACUCUCUGCCCAGCAUGUUGGAUCACAAGAUUUGCCCCUAUGAGGUGCUGGUGGUGACUCACAGAGGGCGGAGCAAACUGCCCCCAGGUGUGGACAGAACCAGGCUGGAGCGCCACCUCUCUCAGGAGGAGUUCUUCAGUGUUUUCGGGAUGUCCAUCGAGGAGUUCGACAGCCUCUCUCUGUGGAAGAGGAACGACCUGAAGAAGAAAGUCUGUCUCUUCUGACGCACCACAUCUCCCACAACCCCCCUGCUCUUCCUGGAUCACUGCAGGACCCUGAAACCACACGGACUCAUUAUUAUCACCGCCGCCACCGCCACCGCCACCGCCACCGCCUCCACCCUCAUCAUCACAGUCAGACGCUCAGUGAGCCGUCAGGUUUGAUUCACAGUGGAGUUUGAAUGAGUUUAGAUUCCUGCUGCACACAUCAGCUCCUGCAGAACCAAACGCUUCAGUUUCUAAACGUCUGUGGAAAAUGUGUUAAAAACCAAACUGCAGAGCGAGUUAGCACAAAGAGUCAACCUGCAGGUCAACAAGCACAGAGCAGCUCCAGCUUUAAUGGCUUCUGAUCAGAGCUCCACCUGAGAGCAGAGGGACUCCAGUGGGUUCACCUGGAGGUGAAGGGGCGUGGUCACACCAGCGUUAAGUCAUUUCAUUUUAAUAAAAUCGCUGCAAUCAGUGAAGUAAAUUCAUACUUAUCUUUUUGCGUUGAGUUUUAGUUUGGUCAGCGUUAACAGGUAAAUCUGCUCUAAAACUGUUUCGACAGUCUGGAGGUGUCUGAGCUCAGAGACUGCAACUUUAAAAAGACUAAAUGCACCAAAGUGUGAAAGCCUCUCGUAUCUUAGGACAACUUGAGGUUUUAGUCGCACAGUGUUAGAUUUAGCAGAGACGAGGGAUCUUGCAGGGUCACUGUUUGCAGCCUCUGAGAGUAUUUCCCAUCCUGCUCCUGGUGGAAAAUAUUACACCAAACUCCCUUUAAGAAAUAAGACAUUUUAACGACUCCUUAACUGUCGGCAGAAACGCAUCACUCUAGAAACACAAGAUAACAGACGUCACAUGUCGACAGUAUUCUUCAAUUCAGCAUCAGUAGAACCCAUAAAGAUGAACUGUAUUUAUGUACAAACUUUAGAUUUUGGAUUUUGUCGCAUCAACUUGCUGCCAACCUCCGUUAGUGAGCUGAGCUGUUUUUCAUUGUCAUUUCCUGGUGUGACCCGGCCCGUGAUGUCAGAUCAUUCAUCUGAAAGCUUUUAACUGUGAAACAAGAGCAGCCAGAUUUAACCUGCUGAAGCACAGUUGUUUGGUUGUGGUGGUGGAAUUCUGGGAAAUGUAGUUCAUUCUGCUGGCGAUCCCACUGGAGUCUCUCCGAAGCUUUCAUGUUAAUCCCACAAACUUUAGCAUCAAAAGUCUGAAACUGAAGCUGAAGCUGCAGUUUGAAGCUGAAGCUGCUGUUUGAAGCUGCAGUCUGAAGCUGAAGCUGCAGUUUGAAGCUGAAGCUGCUGUUUGCCUCCUGACAGAUUAAUUUCCUUCAGACUGGAGUGAAUAUUUUAUCUCGCAGCUCUCGGCUGCAGUCGGGCUUUAAAUCAAACAUUCCUGCUGACUCUGAGUCAGAGUUCAACACUGAUCUGACGCUGACUGUCAGCGAUCUUUCCAAAGGAUUGUUCCUAUUGGCUCAGCCAGCUAUGAUGUCAUAACGACAGCAUUUGUUUCCCAGCACCUAAAAAGAAGAAAAUAAGGAGACAGUUUGAUCAGAGUUUGAUGUUAAACAUCACGACCAGCAGCAGGAGCGAAUCACUGAACAUGUUUAUAACGAGCUGAACUCUGAUAAAUAUAUUUAUCUUAUUACCUUCAUCAACGUCCCGACCUGUGAUGAAGAGCUUUUUAUGUUUUAGAAUUUCUCUGCUUUUCCUCACAGCUUCAGGACGUCACUGAAAAAGUAAAGUUUGGUUUGGAGGGAAAACCUUUAAAAUGCUGAUGCAAUCGACCCAGUCAGCAGAAUAAAUGUUUCUGUAAACCACAGAUACAUUUGUACGCUAUUAUGUAGUGGAUACGCUGAAACAAUGCUGUGGUUCACAUGCAGUUAUGUUCAGGCACAAAAGCCACUUGGUUAUGGUCAGGAGAAGAUUGUGUUUUGGCUUAAAACACCUGGUUUGGGGGGCAGUAUCCUAUUUUUGUGGCACUAUUCUGGCGAGAAAUGCAGCGAUGUCUUGGUAAAAACAACCGCUUUUUGUGGCACUAUGACAACAGGAAGCACGGUGAUGUCUUGAUAAAAACAACCACUCUUCAUGGCACUAUGGUGGCAGGAAAUGCAGCGAUGUCAUGCUAAAAACCAAAGGCCUUUUUGUGGCAUUAAGCUGGCUGGAAACACAGAGAUGACUGGCUUAAACGUUGGUCUGCAGCUUGAGAGGCGUCUCGCCCAGGUGUCACGUACAAAUGUAACAUAUGCUUGGUUUGCAGAAACAUACGUCAACAUUUUCUUCUGGUGACUGGACUGAAAUGUGACAGAACAUGAGCUGACGUGGACUUUAAGCUUUUUGUUUUAAUUUAAUAUAUAUUUGGAGAUUUCAAAGCUCUCGUCUUUACAGGGUUUUAACAACUGACAGAGACUCUGUCGGCUGCAACAGCUGACUCCAAAAACUUCAAGGUAUAAUGUUCACCAUCUUAGUUAGCAUGUUAGCAUGCUGGCUAAUUAUCUGCAAAUAAAACCAAGUGUUGUGUUUCUAACAUCACAUUUGACCGUCACAGACUGGUUGGAUGUUGUGGUGUCACAGUCUUUGUUUGGCUCAGUUUAGGCGGUGAAGUUUCUACGACAGGUUGAAGGUGGUUCAGACUCCAGAGAAAGAUUCAGU